Loxodonta africana (African savanna elephant) is the source of this 6263-nucleotide messenger RNA. RefSeq names its product sphingomyelin phosphodiesterase 4 (gene SMPD4). Lineage: Eukaryota; Metazoa; Chordata; Mammalia; Proboscidea; Elephantidae. Gene Ontology annotation, molecular function: sphingomyelin phosphodiesterase D activity. The record is from RefSeq and is a predicted model, not a curated record. Gene Ontology annotation, biological process: ceramide biosynthetic process; sphingomyelin catabolic process; glycerophospholipid catabolic process. The transcript is spliced from 20 exons. The coding region runs from base 132 to 2735 and encodes 867 amino acids.
UUCGUGGCGGACUCCCACAAACUCAGGAGGCCUUACCUCUGCGCACGCGCAUUUUAAGUCAGGUUCAUGAAGGGGUAGCAGCGCGUUUCCCGCCUGGCCAGGGCUGGGGGUGUAACAUCACGCGCAGUUUGAUGACGACACUUAGGCGCUGGGUUUCGGAACGGCGGCGUUGGGCCCUGAAUCGAACGGCGCUGUGGGCGCCCCAGUGGUUUCCUAAGACGGCCAUCUUUGACUCUCCACGGGAACCUGCCAUGGCGUUCCCUCACUUGCAGCAGCCCAGUUUCCUACUGGCUAGUCUGAAAGCUGACUGUGUAAAUAAGCCCUUUGCACAGCGGUGCCAAGACUUGGUUAAAGUCAUUGAGGAUUUCCCAGCAAAGGAGCUGCACACCAUUUUCCCAUGGCUGGUAGAGAACAUUUUCGGCAGUCUGGACGGCGUCCUCAUUGGCUGGAACCUCCGCUGCCUACAGGGGCGUGUGAACCCUGUAGAAUACAGCAUCGCAAUGGAGUUUCUAGACCCUGGUGGCCCAAUGAUGAAGUUGGUUUAUAAACUGCAAGCUGAAGACUAUAAGUUUGAUUUUCCAGUCUCCUACCUUCCGGGCCCCGUGAAGGCGUCCAUCCAGGAGCGAGUCCUCCCCGACAGCCCUCUGUACCACAACAAGGUCCAGUUCCCCCCUAGCGGGGGCCUCGGCCUCAACCUGGCACUCAAUCCAUUUGAGUAUUAUAUAUUCUUCUUUGCCUUGAGCCUCAUCACUCAGAAGCCACUGCCCUUGUCCCUCCAUGUCCGGACUUCAGACUGUGCUUACUUCCUCCUGGUGGACAGGUACCUGUCGUGGUUCCUGCCCAUAGAAGGCAGCGUGCUCCCCCCACUCUUCUCCAGUCCUGGAGGGUCUAGCCCCUCGCCCGCUCCCAGGACACCAGCCAUAUCCUUUGCCUCCUAUGGCCUCCAUCACACCAGCCUCCUGAAGCGCCACAUCUCCCACCAGACAUCUGUGAACGCAGACCCUGCCUCCCACGAGAUCUGGCGCUCCGAAACCCUGCUGCAGGUGUUUGUUGAGAUGUGGCUCCACCAUUAUUCACUGGAGAUGUACCAGAAGAUGCAGUCCCCUCAUGCCAAGCUGGAGGUUCUGCACUACCGACUCAGUGUCUCCAGCGCCCUCCACAGUCCUGCCCAACCCGGCUUCCAGGCCCUCCACACCUACCAAGAGUCGUUCACGCCCACCGAGGAGCACGUGCUGGUGGUGCGGCUGCUGUUAAAACACCUGCAUGCCUUCUCCAGCAGCCUGAAGCCAGAGCAGGUCUCGCCCUCCGCCCACUCCCAUGCCACCAGCCCCCUGGAGGAGUUCAAACGGGCUGCCAUCCCACGCUUCGUCCAGCAGAAGCUCUACCUCUUUCUGCAGCACUGCUUUGGUCACUGGCCCCUGGAUGCGUCGUUCAGAGCCGUCCUGGAGAUGUGGCUGAGUUACCUGCAGCCGUGGAGGUAUGCUCCUGAGAAGCAGGCCCCGAGCAGUGACACCCAGCCCCGCUGCGUGUCAGAGAGAUGGGCACCCUUUGUCCAGGAGAACCUGCUGAUGUACACCAAGCUGUUUGUGGGCUUCCUGAACCGCGCGCUCCGCACCGACCUGGUUAGCCCCAAGAAUGCGCUCAUGGUGUUCCGGGUGGCCAAAGUCUUUGCCCAGCCCAACCUGAUGGAAAUGAUCCAGAAAGGAGAGCAGCUGUUCCUGGAGCCUGAACUUGUCCUCCCCCACCGCCAGCACCGCAUCUUCAUGACGCCCACAUUCACCGGGAGCUUCCUGUCGUCCUGGCCACCUGCCGUCACCGACACUGCCUUCAAGGUGAAGAGCCAUGUCUACAGCCUGGAGGGCCAGGACUGCAAGUACACCCCGAUGUUUGGGCCCGAGGUCCGCAGCCUGGUCCUGCGUCUGGCUCAGCUCAUUGCCCAGGCCAAGCAGACGGCCAAGUCCAUCUCCGACCAGUCUGCCGAGAGCACAGCCAGCCGCUCCUUCCUGUCGUGGCUGGGCUUCUACCCUUUGGACACCAGCAGCUCCUACCCGACCAAUGACCUUGAUGAAGUGGGGCAGGACAGUGUACGCAAGACAGACGAGUACCUGGAGAAGGCCCUGGAGUACCUGUGCCAGAUGUUCCGACUUAGCGAAGCCCAGCUGGCCCAGCUUACACUUGCCUUGGGGACGACACAGGACGAGAAUGGGAAGAAGCAGCUUCCAGAUUGCAUUGUGGGAGAGGAUGGGCUGGUGCUCACCCCUCUGGGCCGGUAUCAGAUCAUUAAUGGCCUGCGGAGGUUUGAGAUCGAGUACCAGGGCGACUCAGAGCUGCAGCCCAUCCGGAGCUACGAGAUCGCUGGUCUGGUCCGCGUGCUCUUCCGGCUCUCCUCCGCCAUCAACCGCAGAUUUGCAGGCCAGAUGGCAGCCUUGUGUUCCCGGACCGACUUCCUGGGCAGCUUCUGCCGCUACCACCUCACUGAGCCUGUGCCGGCCAACAGGCACCUGCUGAGCCCUGUGAGACGGGCACACGCUGUCAGCCAGGCUGGGGGCCCCAGGCUCAGCCUGCGCUUCCUGGGUAGCUACCGGACGCUGUUCUUGCUCCUGCUGGCUUUCUUUGUGGCCUCCCUGUUCUGCAUCGGGCCCCUGCCCUGCACCCUGAUCCUCAUCCUGAGCUACCUGCUCUACGCCUCGGCCAUGGCGCUGCUCACUGAGUGGGGGAAGCCACACCAGGCCUGACAGCCGACUCGCUUCCAGUAGAAAGAAACCUUCAGAGGCCCCUGGGGAAGGUGAAGGAAGGGCAGAGGCAGCCCCGUGCAGUCUUCUGUCACUUGCGAGCCUGGACACAGUUGUCUUCACACUUGUGGGGGAUGUUUCUGGCAGCAGUGGAAGCACCUGAAAGUGGCCAUGAGCUGAGAAAGGAGACCAUCCCAAGACACUCCACCACCAGGUCACAUCCCAUGUGUUGCUGGAGGAAGAGCCUACCGGGACAAACUGCUGACACCACUCUGAAGGACGCCCUUUAGUCAUUGUGGGACUUAGCUCCUCAAGCUCAGGAGCUGUGGGCUGCCAGCGGCUCCUGCCCUUCCCCAGAGGCCUGGUGCAGCCCUGGCCUGACCCAUCUGCUGUCCUUAAUGUGGUCAGAUGUGCAUUGUGACACCAGGACAAGAUUUUAGCCUCUGGCUCCAGGGAAGAAUCAAAGUUUUCAAAAAGGAUUCCUGAGGAAAUCAGAUUAUGGCUCUCCUCUGACUCCUAAGUGCAGAGCUGCGCUUUGCCGCCACACCUGGUAAAAUGAGGGUCGGUUUUCCAAGUGGAGCCACAGAAUUCCACUUCUAAAGAGAUGAAGUCCUCCACGAGCCCAGGUGCUUCCUAGGGAAUUUUAGCCUUGGGCUCCUUGGCCCCCAGGUCAUCACACCCCCCACUUCAAGGUGGCCCAACAUCACUGCCGCUAUGUCACAGGCGGGACCUUCGUCUUCGGGAAGCAUUGUCAACACACCCAAAUUGAUGGAGUCUGAUCUUAGCGGUGUGUGCUCUACAACCAAAGAUGGUCAAAAGCAGUGUUCAUAUCAUCAGUAAGAUCAGGUACUUAAAGACACAAGCUUUUAAUAAAACAAAUUCAGAUACGACACCGAUAUGUUCAUCCUCAAAUACAGUCCCCACAGGGUCUUGGGCACCUUCAGUUAUCCCACAGAGCAGCUCCAUUUGACCUUAAACCAGGCCUUUAGUUUUUGUGGUGGGUUGUGUAUUUUUUGUUUUUCAAUCCCAUAAAUUUUCGAAAACAUAAAUAGUGGGCUUCCUAUUUUGAUGUAAACUCAGAAUAAUGGUAUUUUGGAGCCUGGGACCAAAAAGCAAAUCUGACAUGUACCUGACCAUGAAUCUUGCUCCAGGAGUCUUCUGGUUUCAGGGCUCAGUCUGCAGAAUUUCACUGCACAGGGCCCGCUGAGAACUCAGGAAGUCUGCAGAAAUGGCCACUGGAUGCCCGUCAUCCCUUUGUCCCUUUGUUCACAAGUCUGGUUAUCUGGUCGUCCUUAGCGCUCCUUGCCCAGGGCUCGGGAGUUUCCUUUACAGCAACAACAGAACACAGGCAGGUUUUAAUUCUGAAAUGCCUGCAGUGGAAAAGGGUGGGGAUGUAGCACAGUCCCUGCUGCUCUAAGCCGUGUGGACUUGACCGUCUACUCCACAGCAGAUCAGAGCAUGCCUUAGUAUGAAAGGCAGCAGUCCUGGGACACACAUAGGUCAUUCUCCUGUGGCUUUGCGUGUACCAGAUCCGGAAGCUCAGCAGGUUGUGUGUGCUCACCAGCCCCGUGUGAGUGCAUCACCAGGAACACUGGAAAACCCAGUUACUGGAGAACUGAGCGUGACAGCUCACACUUGAGCAUUCACUGAACGGCAGCGUGGUUCUAUCAGAAAUCUGCAGCCUGGAGUUGGCCAGCCAGACAGCAGCAAAGGCACACGCUCCCCUGACCACCCCCAGGCUGCCCACGGAGAUCUGCAGCCCAAGAGAGAGACAUGGAUCUCAUCAUGUUCUUGACACUGGCCUCAAGGGAAGUGGGCACUGGCUGACCCAGCCAACCUGCCUCAAACCAUCCCUCAAAAAGGUGGGGUGGCCUUCCCCAAACAGCUGUCAAUUGUUAAAUGUCCCCUAUCCCCUUGGUAGAUCAGUUGCUUUUGGUCACAACUGAUGGAAAUGGGAUAUUAGAUUUUCUGCAAGUUCAGCCUUAACAAAUUAACUGGUUUUUGUUACCAGUCCCAUCCAGUCAAGAGAAGGGGUAUGAGGGUGCAUUGCAAGAUGAUGCCCUGAGGUCAGAUAAUGACACCAUCCCCCACAACACCCACUUCGUGCCUUCCACUGACAAAUGUAUACAUCUCCCUCCCACCCCAACCUCUAUGGUCCUACAGUCAUCCACCACCCAUCACCCUCUCGCCAUCAUUUCUUUCUCACUCGUUUUUCUUCACCCAAAAACAUAUUCAGAACUCACAACACCCUAAACAAAAACAAAAUACUCCAUUUUAUCCAUUUGUUAACCAUGAGCCAGCCACCUGCUGGGUGCCACACUCGCCUGUGCCUGGGACACCAUGGGGAAAAGGCAGGACCUACCCACAGCUCCCAUGACCUCGCAGUGCAGAGCAAGCAGAAUUCAAAGUCUGGGAAUAAGCAACCUGCGAUGCAACAUGACAAGCAGUAGUCAAGGACAGGUAGUUAGGCCUGAAUGCCACUGUGUUGCGGAAGAGCAGCUGGGAGGGAACAGGACUUGUAGGCACUUGGUGGCUUGGGCCUGGGGAGUGAUGGGUUGUGGCAGGAGUUGGGGGGUGGCCAGGUGAGGUAAGGGUGAUGGGACUUCUGUUUUAAAUCAGCCAAAUUUAUGUUUUGUAAAGAUCUGUCACUACAGAUUUGAGAAAGGACUGGCAGGGGUAGGGGAGUGGAGUGGAAGCUGGGGGACCCUGCGUGGAAGAGUGGGCCCAGGAAGGGAGGAGUGGAGGCUGAGCUGGGACUGGUAGAGCCAACCGGCCAGGCUGGAGUCAGGCUACAGGAGCUUCCCUGAUUUGUUUCUGCCCUGACUCCGCUGAGUGUGAUCUUGCCCCAAAUGGUUGCCAGCAGGGACCCUGUGUUCCAUUCCUCCAGGUGAGUCAUCUACUUUGAGGUCUACACCCUGGGGCUAUCAGGCUCUGCGUAGUACACAACCUGCGAGGCCCUGAGUGGGGUGGCCUGGGCAGCCAGAAUGACAUUUUACAUCCCAGUUCCAUUGACUGCCAAGGACUCAGACACAGCAUAGGGUGUGUGGCCUGCAGACCUUCAUGCUAUCUGCUUUGCUGAGAACACACUUUCUCAGCCCUUGGUGGGACACUUGCCUCCUGACCCUUUAAGACCAUAUUCUCCCUGGCACCAUGGGUAGACUCCCUUUCUGACAGGUAAACUUUCCUAGUUAGGAUUUGUCUCCUGCCACCGUCCCAUGUGCCAUCUCCUCCUCUCAUUUGCACUCCUUUUCCCCAUUAAGAGUGGCUGACCACACUGGCUGCCCAGGGACCUGGCCUGAACAAAUUGCCCACAUUCACUGUUAUUCUCGGGGCACCUCAGGUGAUUAAAAGUCUUGUCCAUCUUGAGAAAUUUGAGGUAUUAUCCCAUUCAGUUACUUUUUUAAAAAUGAUUUUUUUUUUCAUGUUUACUCUUUAAUGUUAAACUUUUCAAGACAUGGACAACUUUGAGGAAUUCUGUUCUGAAUGCCAAAAAGAAAAACUGCAGAAACAAAGGUCAUGAAAACAUUUAAA